CAUUUUUCUACGACAAAAAAUAAAAAAAGAAAAGGAGAAGAGGGGAAAGAUCCUACGAAGAUGAGAAUGACCCACGGCUCAAUGCUAAAAUGAGCUGCGCUCCCUCUUCACCCCCUUCGAUCUUCCUUCAUCGCUGAUUUGGAUCCCAAUUUCUUCAAUUUCAGAGAACGGAAAAUGGCAGUCGUCCACGGAGCUGGGUUGGUGCUCUUUCUCCUUCUGGGGGGGCUAACGUGCGCCUACACCGUUAGGGUUCCGUUGGUCUGCCCGGUAAACUCCGUCAAAGACUUUAUCUUUGCUUCGCAGGACGAUAUGUGCUCCUUGGGCGAGGCGGAGUUUGCGUACACCACUGGUGUAACUGAGGGGAAUGAAAUCACAUUGCAAAAGGCACUGAACAUCAUUCACAAAAAUGAACAUGCUUAUGUUGCUCUUCUCUUCUAUUCAUCUUGGUGUCCUUUCUCUGGACCAUUUAGACCAAGCUUCUCCAUGUUAUCUUCCAUUUUCCCUUAUGUUCCUCAUUUUGCAAUUGAAGAAUCAGCUGUAAGGCCAAGCAUUCUAUCAAAGUAUGGAGUUCAUGGAUUUCCUACUUUGAUUCUUCUAAACUCCACCAUGCGCAUGCGCUAUCAGGGGUCUCGCACUCUAGAUUCUCUCAUCUCUUUCUAUGGUGAAUUUACUGGCAUAAAACCACUGGCUCAUGGAGGGUCUUUUGACAAGACUGGAUGUUCCGGAUAUGACGAAAACCAUGAAAGUUACCAGGAAAGCUGUCCAUUUCCUUGGGCUAGAUCUCCAUUGGCUCUUGCAACUAUUUUUGUGAUUUUGAGAUUGCUGCACUUUGCUUUCCCAACAAUAAGAAGAUGCACUCGGUUAGCUUGGAGGAGGUACACUAUAAAUGUGAGUCUAAGUAGUUUGUGGGAGCAUCCUGUGGUCUACCUUAAACAAGUCAUACAAUUAUUCAAUUCUCUCAAGGAGCCAUGCAAGCGAAGCAAUUUGCAGGAAGGAGCAAAAAAUGCCAAGGCAUGGGCAUCUAAGUCCCUCGCGACUGUUUCUUUUGGAGAUGCUAGCUCAAGCCGCGACGCCUCAGUAAGUUGUGCCCGCUGAUAAUUUAUAUAGACAUGCUUCUCGUUUCCUCCUAUCCUGCUUGAUGUCAGCUACCAGGAGUCUAUAAAGAUUGGGAACUGAACUUGCCUGGACUGGGUAGAAUUACCAAACGGUUAGUAUUAUGACAUGUUGUCGACCAUGGUGGGUGGUGAUGUGAUGUGUCACAAUCAUGAUCGUAUGGUCCUAACACACCCAAUCCAGGUAAAAUGUUUGCCAAUGUUGGGAAGCAUAUAUUCUUUCUCAAAUUCUUCAACCAAGGAUUAGGGUCCUGUAUGAGCCCAGUAUCUUAUGAUAGGGCACACAAAUGACAAAUGUGGGUGAUGCAAUAAUAGGUUUGAUUUCAAUGUGAUGUAGGUUAGAAUUUGUUUGAGCAUUCAAGAAAAGGAUUAGAGUAACAUGUACCUGUCAAUUUGUGAUUAGCUUCUAACCGGCCCGAUAAUCUUGAAUUUUAGUUUUCCUGUGUUGUAUAGUCCUCAUCUUUCUUUCUUAUUUCAUGUGUAUCGGAGUAAGAUCUAAAGAGACCUUGUUUGUGGCAGUGUCUACACAAGUUCCUACUUGAAGAAUGGAUGUCUACUUUGUGUAUUAUGUUGGAUCAGUAAUCAUAUAUAGGUUUUGAUUCUU
Sesamum indicum (sesame) is the source of this 1716-nucleotide messenger RNA. NCBI's taxonomy places the organism in Eukaryota, Viridiplantae, Streptophyta, Magnoliopsida, Lamiales, Pedaliaceae. The record is from RefSeq and is a predicted model, not a curated record.